GACCCAGGCCGCUCGGCAGCAACCCUGGCGGCGGCGGGACUCGAAUCGCGCCCCCCCUGAUUCCAAGCUUAACUUCCCGAGCUGACGUCAGCUGGCAGCCUUGGCAGUACUCGCCGCUCCGGACAUAGCGCUGAGAAAAAUGCUGCUCUCCGUCCCGCCAAGGACUGGAAUCAAUCCAUACAACGGCUACAACAACAGAAACAGUAAAAAGCAGGCCUAUGUGUCCUCCAGCCACCAGAUGGCGCCGCCUAGUCCCAACCACAACAGUAGCAGCACCAGCAGCGCUGGAGGGGAACAGCUGAGCAAGACCAACCUCUACAUCCGUGGCCUUCACCCCGGCACCACUGACCAGGACCUGGUUAAGCUCUGCCAACCGUAUGGGAAGAUUGUAUCCACAAAGGCCAUCCUGGAUAAAACCACCAAUAAAUGCAAAGGUUAUGGCUUCGUUGACUUUGACAGCCCAGCAGCGGCACAGAAAGCUGUGACUGCCCUGAAAGCCAGUGGAGUGCAGGCACAGAUGGCCAAGCAACAGGAGCAGGACCCCACUAACCUGUACAUCUCUAACCUGCCCGUGUCCAUGGAUGAGCAGGAGCUGGAGGCCAUGCUCAAGUCUUUUGGGCAGGUCAUCUCCACGCGGAUCCUGCGUGAUGCCAACGGCACCAGCCGCGGAGUGGGCUUUGCCAGGAUGGAGUCAACAGAAAAAUGUGAGGCCAUCAUUCAGCAUUUUAACGGCAAAUACAUCAAAACUCCUCCCGGGGUCCCAGUGCCCACGGAACCCUUGCUGUGCAAGUUUGCGGAUGGGGGGCAGAAGAAAAGGCAGAACCAGGGGAAGUACCUGCAGAACGGACGGCCUUGGGCGAGAGAGAACGAGGCGGGCGGGAUGACGCUGACGUAUGACCCGACGGCCUUACAGAAUGGGUUUUACUCACCUCCUUACAGCAUUGCACCAAACCGAAUGAUCGCUCAGACCUCUCUGUCUCCGUAUAUGCACUCUCCUGUCUCAUCUUACCAGGUGCACAGUCCCUCCUGGAUGCAUCACCAGUCAUACCUCAUGCAGCCAGCAGGGGUGUUGACUCAAGCGAUGGAUCAUCCCAUGUCCAUCCAGCCCACCUCUAUGAUGGGCCCCCUCACCCAGCAGCUCAGCCACCUGUCAAUGGGCAGCACGGGCACGUACAUGCCGAACACAACUAUGCAAGGGACCUACAUCCCUCAGUACACCCCAGUGCCUCCCUCUAGUGUUCCUGGAGAGGAAAAUGGUGGACAACAACAACAACAGGUUGCCAUGGAGAACCCCACAGAACAUCCAAACUACUCCUACCAACACACCAAGUGAAACCCAGGGUCAGUCAACCAAAGGUGGGAGAUUUUUGCGAUGGAGCUUUACUCUAUUUUGAUAACAAACCAACAAAACUAAAGAAAAAGAAGAGGCUGUUGAAUUCAAACAGGAGAAAAAUUGCAAAAUUAUUAUUUUUAUGCAUGUUAUUAAAAAAAAUCUUAUUUUUAAAAGAGGCAUUCUGGAACACUAGAAUGAGACAAGUAAGAAAGUUACAACACAAUGUGUCUUUUAUUUUUUGUAAUAUAUGCAAACUUUUAUUUUUCAUUUUUAUUUGUUUCUUUUUCUUUUUCGAUCAGCAGCCGUAAAAUAUUUUUGUACAGUUUCAAAAACUCGAACAAUGCAUUCUGUUUGUCAUAUUUUUUUUUUCAUAAGUUGUUUUGACGUGAUAAUUACUAUUGUAGUUGAAGGCAGGCCAAAAACCAUUUAAAGCUACUCGUUCCUAUUCAUUCUGGUGAGAAAUCAAGCCUAGCGUGACUUUUUUUUUUUUUUUUUUUUUUUUUUUAAAG
Clupea harengus (Atlantic herring) is the source of this 1842-nucleotide messenger RNA. It is a transcript of the gene rbms2a, whose product is annotated as RNA binding motif, single stranded interacting protein 2a. NCBI's taxonomy places the organism in Eukaryota, Metazoa, Chordata, Actinopteri, Clupeiformes, Clupeidae. Gene Ontology annotation, molecular function: RNA binding. The record is from RefSeq and is a predicted model, not a curated record.